AUGGCUGAUCGGUCGCAGCCGAGUCCUGGCCUGGUGGCGAGAGGAUGGCAAGUACUCCAGGUAGACUACUCCAACCAAGCAGACCUUCAAUUCAAGCUAGCUGGCGUCGACACGGUCAUCUCGACGAUCAGUGGCAAUGCUCAAUUGGCACUGAUUGACGCGGCGGCAGCUGCCCAUGUCCGGCGAUUUGUACCUUCAGAAUUUGGAGGCCCUCCUUCCUUACGUCCUCAAGACGAUCUCCUCGACGAUGGGCGGCGUGCUGCUAUCCUCCGGCUCCACCACCUUGAAUCGUCGGGCAUGAGAUAUGCCGUCUUCGCUUGCGGGGUGCUCUAUGAAAGAUUCGCUCCGGGCGGGAUGGUUGCCUCACAGAUUGGGUUGCGAAGCGACAUUGGACAAGAGGGUGACUAUCUGAUGGAUUUCCGUCGCAGAAGAGCGCAGAUUCCAUAUCUGAACACCGCCGGGCAACCUGCUAUGAUUUGUAUGACUUCUGCACAAGACGUGGCCAGGUUUGUGGUUGCAGCCUUGGAUCUGCCUUCAUGGCCGCGAGAAUUCAGGCUAAGGGGAGAACGCAUGAGUGUCCGAGAUGUCGUCGCCAUCGCCGAAGAAAUCCAAGGGCGAUCAUUUGAAAUUUCCGGCCACACGAGAAGCUCGUUGCAAGAUGCUCUGACAUAUGCACGAGCGGUGGGAGACCAAGCUCGAGAAACCAGGGUUCAUCAUUUGAUCUCUACGGCGGAAGGUCGCUAUGAUUUCGUCAACACAAACCUCAAUCAAUUGGUGACGGUCCGUCCGGAGGGAUUUCGUGACUGGCUGGUGCGCGUAUGGUCGUAG
Messenger RNA from Capronia epimyces CBS 606.96, 828 nucleotides. RefSeq lists its product as uncharacterized. Lineage: Eukaryota; Fungi; Ascomycota; Eurotiomycetes; Chaetothyriales; Herpotrichiellaceae. The transcript is spliced from 3 exons. The record is from RefSeq and is a predicted model, not a curated record. Bases 1 to 828 code for a protein of 275 amino acids.